GGCCUGGGCGACAGCAGCAGCUCAGCUCAGGCACCAGGACCGCAUGUCAUCCUCCAGGUGGUUGUUGCUGUAGACCAGUGGAGACUGUAAUCUGAAUUCUGAUAGUAUCUGAGUGAUAAUUAUUGAUGCUACGAGUCAUUGUGAGUCAUUGUGGAGGCAAGAAAAAGAAGAUUGUAUGCAGCUGUCUAAAAAGUAAUUAAUCAGACCGACAGUGUGCAGCACUAUUCCUGAACAAAGUGUGUGUUUACUGUGCGGAUACGCCUCAAUGAAAACGGGGAUCGUGGAACCGGUGGUAUGUUUGAAGUCUUUUUCUUAAAGUUUACUACAUUUUCAGGAUUUGCGAGAGAGCAAUACGAGAACUUUGUGAGCCAUGAGUGGUGCACACAGUAGAGAAACAGAGCAGCUGCUGAACUCUGACAUUACCAGCCUUAGACGACCUCUGGACUCCUCGGCCGAGACUGAAGCGUCGGACAGCGCGCUCCAUACCCGGGGUACACAAAGUGGCUAUGACGAUGACACUCCCAGUGAUCGUCCCGGAGGAAUAAGUAACUUUGAGGCCUUUUUGCAUAUCGUGAAGGGCAACAUCGGAACUGGACUUCUAGGCUUGCCAUUUGCCUUCAAGUAUGCUGGCUUUGCGGUUGGGAUUUGCAGCAUGGUGUUUGUGGCCUGUGUGGCAACAACAUGCAUGCAGAUGCUUGUCCGCUGCAGUCACCGGUUAUGCCGAUUGUAUAAGAAGGACACGCUCGAUUAUGCCGGUGUGGGAGAGUUUGCAAUUGAGUUAUGGGCACCGAAUAGAGGGUGGAGUAAAUACAGCAAGUUCAUUGUGAAUCUCUUCCUGUGCCUGACGCAAGUAGGAUUCUGUUGUGUGUACUACCUCUUCGUCGGUGCUAACCUGCAGGCGGUAUUUCGCUCAUGUGGCGUGCAUGCGCACCUAACGGAAAUGGUAGCUGUGCUGGCGCCGCUGUUCAUGCUCGGUGCGAUGAUCCGUGAUCUGAAGACGCUGGCGAUUUUCUCCGGCAUUGCUAAUCUCCUGCAAGUCAUCUGCAUUGUGAUCAUCAUGGUCUUCAUUGGCAUCCGCGGCUUUCCCCACUGGCAUGACGUGCACCUGGUGCCGGAGAAGGCCACCGACAUUGCGCUCUUCUUCGGCCUGUCCAUGUUCUCCUUGGAGGGUAUUGGUGUGAUUCUUCCACUGGAGAAUGAUGUUGGGAAGCCCAGUAACUUCCGACGGGUUAUUUUCACGUCUAUGUCGGUUGUAUCCGCAAACUACAUCUUCAUGGGUGCUAUUGGUUAUGCCUGCUUUCCGAAUGAAAUCCUGGGCAGCAUUACCCUAAACUUGCCAGAGGAUCCUGUAGCCAAGAACAUCCCGUACAUCUACACGAAGAUCUUCUACGCCGGUUCCAUCUUCCUCUCCUUCUUCCUGCAAUUCUACGUAGCAGCUGACAUUCUUGAGCCGAGGAUCAUGAGGCCGUUCACAGGCCGUCGUCGUACUCUCUCCAGUCUGGUCUUCCGCAUCGUUUUAGUCAUUUUCGCUGGCGGAAUGGCACUCGGUGUGCCGGAUCUUGGCCUGUUCAUCUCGCUGGUGGGUGCGUUUGGCAGCAGCAUGCUGGCUAUGACCUUUCCACCUCUGCUGUACUCGCUCGUGUUCUGGGAUGAGAUCGGGCCAGUCCAGCUGACCGUCAACUGCAUACUGUCCACUAUCGGUAUUGUUGGAAUGAUCGUCGGCACGUAUGCUACCAUCGAGCAACUUAUCCAGGCCUUUGAUAACUCGCCGACGCCAACUCCCGCAACUCUGUCCCCGAGUUCCAUUGCGUCACUUUCCUGGUAAACAUGCUCUCUUUUACUUCAUGAUGACUUCUAAUUUCUUUCUUUUUGACAUUAGUUUUGGCUCCAUUUAGAGUACAACAACUGUAGCCUGUACUAAAGCUUUUAAAUCCUCUAAGGCCACAACACUGUAGGUAGGUUUGCCACAUAGGAAUUUCACACUCCACUGCAAGUGCUUUGUAACGUUAUUUUACGCGAGCAUUUCUGCAUGCACACACAUGCAUGCAGACACCCACACCCACACACACACUCUCUCUCACACACACACACACACAUACACACACACACACACACACACACACACACACACUUAUGCAUGCACGUGCACGCUACUUAAUGCUCUGUAUGGAGCAGACCGGUUCCUUCUUACAACUCCCAGACUGGUGUCACUCAGUCAUGUUUCUGGUGUCUUUGACAUUUUUGAAGCUCUCCUUUAUUACAACAUAUAAUUUAUAUUGCUGGUGAAGGACAGGUAGUUUAUAUGUUGCUCAGUGCUGGAACUGUAUACUAAUAUUGAUCAUUACAUGUAACGUUAACUUGUUUUUCUUUCUCGAACUUUGACAGCCUUUUUCGUACACCUUGAGUGGUGUUUCUUGUAUUGGACAGUAGGAUCAUUUUGCGAUUGAAUUUCCGCUUUACCAUCUUAGUAUUUUGAAUACGGGCCAGGUGCCCUCUCUGCUGUU
Messenger RNA from Sycon ciliatum, 2504 nucleotides. RefSeq names its product proton-coupled amino acid transporter 1-like. Bases 371 to 1825 code for a protein of 484 amino acids. Gene Ontology annotation, molecular function: L-amino acid transmembrane transporter activity. The record is from RefSeq and is a predicted model, not a curated record. Gene Ontology annotation, biological process: amino acid transmembrane transport. NCBI's taxonomy places the organism in Eukaryota, Metazoa, Porifera, Calcarea, Leucosolenida, Sycettidae. The transcript is spliced from 9 exons.